Messenger RNA from Triticum turgidum subsp. durum (durum wheat), 651 nucleotides. Lineage: Eukaryota; Viridiplantae; Streptophyta; Magnoliopsida; Poales; Poaceae. The record is from the annotation of a GenBank genome assembly.
AUGAGCCUUCUCCUUGCCUUGGAGCUGCUGCUGCUCCUGCUUGCCUUGCCACGCCUUUCUUGUAGGAGCACCUCAAAUUCAACGCAACCGUCACUAGAUCGUCAAGCAGAGGCACUUCUCCGAUGGAAAGCUGGCCUAUACAUAAGAGGGACCUAUGAUCUGGACUCAUGGACAAAGGGAACCAGCCCCUGUGACUACUGGACCGGUGUUACCUGCAGCAACGCCGUGCUGCCUCGUGGCGGUGACCAGGGUGAUGCCGCCUUAGUUGUGUCCAACAUUUCGCUUGCGGAGUUUGGCCUUGAAGGCAGGUUGGAUAGGCUCUAUUUUGCUGACUUGCCCCAUCUUGUCCAUGUGGACCUCAGUUACAACUAUCUCUUGGGCCCAAUCCCAUCAAGCAUUGGUGUUCUUACCAAUCUCGUAUACUUGGAUCUAUCCAACAAUAGACUGAACGGAUUUAUCCCAACAUCCAUUGAUUUGCCCCAUCUUGUCUUUUUGAACCUUGGUUACAACCACCUCUCAGGCGGAAUCCCAUCAAGCAUUGGUGCUCUUGCCAAGCUCGAAAACUUGUAUCUAUCUAGCAAUGACCUGAACGGAUCUAUCCCAACAUCCCUAGGUAAUUUUACUAAACUAACCUCCAUCGAUCUCUUUUAG